This is a messenger RNA of Poeciliopsis prolifica (blackstripe livebearer), 1858 nucleotides long. RefSeq names its product threonylcarbamoyl-AMP synthase-like. The transcript has 9 exons. Gene Ontology annotation, molecular function: nucleotidyltransferase activity; tRNA binding; double-stranded RNA binding. Gene Ontology annotation, biological process: regulation of translational fidelity. Bases 595 to 1704 code for a protein of 369 amino acids. Lineage: Eukaryota; Metazoa; Chordata; Actinopteri; Cyprinodontiformes; Poeciliidae. The record is from RefSeq and is a predicted model, not a curated record. Gene Ontology annotation, cellular component: cytoplasm.
ACCACAAAGUUUGGGUUGCAUGCCACAUAUUGGCUGAUCAAAGCUUGGGAGGAGUUUGUUGUGUCUGUUUUAAUAGUGGAGGACAGUAAAGUUGUCUCUGGAAGGAAUGCAAUGGUUGGAGACUGGUUCUUUGUGGUGGCAGCCUUGGUGCUCUUUGUAGGGAGCCUGAACAUGGACGUCCUGAAUUGAUCCAUAACUUGUUCUUUGUCCUGGUCACAGUCUCCGCAGUCCCUCAGAUCCCCCUGCAGGGUUAUUACAUCUUCUUUGGAGUAGCUUGUUCUCUCUUCACUGCAGUCUCGAUCUAUGGCACCUUCACCCGUCUCAUCAACACCAUUGCAGAAAAGUCUCUCAUACCUGUAGGACCACAACCAGUGUCUUCUGAGCAGAUGAUUAGGGCUUUGAGCUGUGGAAGGUCAAAGCAAGGAGAUCAGGAUGUGCUUCCCCCAGGUGAUCAGACCUCAGAUGCUCUGUUCUAUCUUUCAAAUGGGGUUGCAGCUUUGUCAGCUCUUCAUUCAAGAAGGAUGAGUAUAAACUCUUCUCUCCUGCACCUGACCAUCCCCUGGGUCCUGAUCUCUGGAGCUAUCAUCCAGGCCUAUGUCAGCAGGCUGCAAGUCACAGGAGGCGGCCGCUUCGGGUCAGUCAUCUUCCAUCUAUGUUGUUGUCUGGGCAACGUGGACAUGGUUUAGAUUUGCAGGUGACCAGCUUCAGCUCUCAACCGAGGCCAAUUAUGGUUUUGCUGCAGGAGCCAUUGCCUUCCUUGUCAUCAAUGCUUUUCUUAUGCUGAUUGCUGCUUAUAGAAACCUGGUUCUUCUGUUCCUGACAACACUGAUGGAGGUGGUUCUUGUUUGCUUCCUUCUCUCCACCCUGAACAAGCUGCCAUAUGAACUUGAAAUUGCCAUGCUUGCAUUGGUGUCUCUCAUAUGCAUAUAUGGCACUUUGGCGUCACUGAUAAACUUUAUGUUCUCACAAAGAGUGUUGCCACUGGGCCCUCCUCUCUUUAAGGAAAAAAUGAAGUCAGAAAUAUCUGAGGAGCUUCCCUGUCCGGUGGCUAACUCUCGCCUCACAAGCGGCCUCUUAAAAAUAGCUGAGCUUCUGGAAGAGGGAGGCGUGUGCGGUAUUCCCACAGACACUGUCUACGCUCUGGCAGCCUCCUGCAAGAAUCCCCAGGCUAUAGAGAAAAUCUACAACAUUAAGGACCGGCCAGCAGAGAAGCCUAUAUGCAUUUGCAUUUCUAGUGUAGAGCAGCUGGUGGCAGCUAAGCCUCCGUUCAGCCCUCUGCUGUGGGAGUUCAUGAGGAACGUUUAUCCAGGAGGCAUCAGCUGCAUCGUCAGCAAAGGAGACUGGCUAUUUCAACUUGGAGUUGGAGCAGCUUACGAUCGCGUUGGCACCAGGGACAGCAUCAUGAUCCGUGUUCCUGACCACACGGUGACGUGCCACUUGUGUGACAUGACUGGACCCCUUGCUAUUACAUCUGCCAAUCCCAGUGGAGAGCCAGACAGCACCCACCACAGUAUGGUCAUCAAUCGACUAGGGCACAAGAUCCAGGGUGUUCUCUGUGAUGGUGACUCAAAUGAGGUUGUUGCUUCCACUGUGGUCAACUGUCUGAGGAUUGAUGAAGGAAUCAUCGGCAUUGUCAGGGAGGGCUGCGUUCCUGCAGCAAAGGUUCAGCAGAUCUUUGACAGAGUGAAAGGCACUAUGUUGUGAUUGUCAACUUCUGAAAAGUUUUACUUUACUUUGACAAGUUCAGCUGCUUCAUUAGUCAUGUGUUUUUUUUCACUUUCUGUGUAAAUCUAUGUGAGUUUAGAGCAUUUUACAAUGAAACAGCUGUUCUGCACUGUUGGUCCAAAAGAUGUUAAGC